This is a messenger RNA of Sordaria macrospora k-hell, 1353 nucleotides long. The record is from RefSeq and is a predicted model, not a curated record. Lineage: Eukaryota; Fungi; Ascomycota; Sordariomycetes; Sordariales; Sordariaceae.
AUGCCCCCAGCCGGCUUCUCCCACCAACGCUCUCAAUCCACCUCCUCCCUCCCCCCUUCCUCCAGCGCCGCCGGCGUCGGCGGCUCCUCCUUCGGCAUCCACACCCGCCACGCAUCCACCUCGCUCACCCGCGGUCCGGGCACCCACGUCACCCGUCCCACGGGUAUUCCCAGUUUCCGGGGAUAUUACUACUACUACUCGCUGUCGCUGAGGACGGGCACCAACCAGGACGUGGGAGGUCUCUUGGCUGGUCCGUUGCUGGGUGGUGGUAGACAACAGGCGGAUAGGGACGCGAAGGAGAAGGAGAAGAAGAAGAAGAGGGGUGCGCAAGGAGGAGGAGGAGGACAGGGAGGAGGGAAAGGAGGAGGAGCUGGGCCGGGAGGAGCAGCGGGUGGUGGGAAGGGACCUGGGACUGCCGUGAUGGCUGAGCCGAAGAAGGUGAAAAAGCGAAGCAAUUUUGAGACUCUCAUUAAGUUUGGGACAGAUGCUUCCGGUCUCGAACGCACCUUCCGCCUCUUCCAAGCCCUCGCACAAUGCAUCGCCCACAUCCCCUCCAUCCGCACCACCUUCAUUUUUGUUAUUUCCUCACUCCACCUUCUCCUUACCGCCAUCUCCAUGAACGGCAUAGUCGAUCUAUCUUUCUCACUCAAAGAACUUUUUCCCGCGUCACUGUCACUGUCAGCCGAAGCAGAAGCCCAAAUCAUCACCACUGUCCUAGGCAUCCGCUCCAAGCUUGCCCAAGGCCGCCGCUUCUUCAGAUUGUUUCGCUUCUUGGAGAAUUUCCAUUCUGCUUCGACUCUUUACUACCAGGCCAUCAACAGCGAGACCGGUACUGGGGGUAGGGGUGUAGAGACUUGGCUGGAUAUCAUGUCCAAGAGCUUCAAUGGGAUGUAUCUCUUAUUUGAAACGCUGGGGUUCUUCGCGGCCCUGGGGGUGCCGGGGUUUUUGCAUGUGGAGGGGCAGAGGUUCUGGUUGUUUGCGCUUGUUUGUGGGGUUUUGGGGGGCGUGGUUAAGUUGGUGAAUGAUCGGGAACUGGUCCAGGCUGGUGAUACUUCAGAGACGGAGAAAGAGGAGGAGACGGGAACGGAAGGUGAUGAGUACGGUAACCAACUGAAGGAGGAAGAGCGCCAGCGCGCUGCGUUGGAGCAGGAUGAGCAAAGGAGUGUGAGUCGCAAGGAUCGCCGCAUGCGGAUCAAGCGAAGGAUUGCAGCUGAUCUGCUUGAUCUCGCUCAGCCCGGUGCUGUUGUUGGGUGGUUUCCAGACUGGCCAGGCAUGAUCGGGCUUAUGAUGAUUGGAAGUACGUGGAUUACUGGUGUGGAGGUCUGGGAGAAGUGUGCCGCGGUGAAUGGGUGA